Messenger RNA from Mesoplodon densirostris (Blainville's beaked whale), 1008 nucleotides. It is a transcript of the gene CNMD, whose product is annotated as chondromodulin. The record is from RefSeq and is a predicted model, not a curated record. The coding region runs from base 1 to 1008 and encodes 335 amino acids. Gene Ontology annotation, biological process: negative regulation of angiogenesis; negative regulation of endothelial cell proliferation. NCBI's taxonomy places the organism in Eukaryota, Metazoa, Chordata, Mammalia, Artiodactyla, Ziphiidae. The transcript is spliced from 7 exons.
AUGACGGAGAACUCGGACAAAGUGCCCAUCGCCCUGGUGGGACCCGACGAGGUUGAGUUUUGUAGCCCCCCGGCGUACGCCACGGUGACCGUGAAGCCCACCAGCCCCGCGCGGUUGCUCCAGGUCGGAGCCGUGGUCCUCAUUGCGGGGGCGGCGCUGCUGCUCUUCGGGGCCAUCGGGGCCUUCUACUUCUGGAAGGGGAGCGACAGUCACAUUUACAAUGUCCAUUAUACCAUGAGUAUCAAUGGGAAAUUACAAGAUGGGUCAAUGGAAAUAGAUGCUGGGAACAACUUGGAGACCUUUAAAAUGGGAAGUGGAGCUGAAGAAGCGAUUGAAGUUAAUGAUUUCCAGAAUGGCAUCACAGGAAUCCGUUUUGCUGGAGGGGAGAAGUGCUACAUCAAAGCACAGGUGAAGGCUCGAGUUCCUGAGGUGGGCACCGUGACCAAGCAGAGCAUCUCCUCUGAACUGGAAGGCAAGAUCAUGCCUGUUAAAUAUGAAGAAAAUUCUCUCAUCUGGGUGGCUGUAGACCAGCCCGUGAAGGACAACAGCUUCUUGAGUUCUAAAAUCUUAGAACUCUGUGGCGACCUUCCUAUUUUCUGGCUUAAACCAACCUAUCCAAAAGAAAUCCAGAGAGAAAGAAGAGAAUUGGUAAGAAAAAUUGUUACAACGAUGACCACAAGAAGAUUACACAGUGGUCCACGGGGCAACCCAGGGCCUGGAAGACCAAAUAACGAAACCAGACCCAGUGUUCAAGAAGAUUCAGAGCCCUUCAAUCCAGACAACCCUUACCACCAGCAGGAAGGAGAAGGCAUGACAUUCGACCCUAGAUUGGAUCAUGAAGGAAUCUGCUGUAUAGAAUGCAGGCGGAGCUACACCCACUGCCAGAAGAUCUGUGAACCACUGGGGGGCUAUUAUCCAUGGCCUUAUAAUUACCAGGGUUGCCGUUCAGCCUGUAGAGUUGUCAUGCCAUGUAGCUGGUGGGUGGCCCGCAUCUUGGGCAUUGUGUGA